Rosa chinensis is the source of this 1198-nucleotide messenger RNA. RefSeq names its product 39S ribosomal protein L41-A, mitochondrial-like. Gene Ontology annotation, molecular function: structural constituent of ribosome. Gene Ontology annotation, biological process: translation. The coding region runs from base 660 to 938 and encodes 92 amino acids. Lineage: Eukaryota; Viridiplantae; Streptophyta; Magnoliopsida; Rosales; Rosaceae. The record is from RefSeq and is a predicted model, not a curated record. Gene Ontology annotation, cellular component: mitochondrial large ribosomal subunit. The transcript has 4 exons.
CCUACCAUCGAUCGCUUAUUUUGAUUCGGGUUCAAAUAGUUUUCCUUUGCUGCGGCUUUAUCUUCAAAUAGUUUUGAGAGAUUUGAUUGUGUGGGGAGCGGUGCUCUGUUUGGUUAGUGGCUAAAUGAAGGAAUAGGAAAAAUGAAAUCUUGAUUAUGGGUUUUGAUUUAAUUCUGAUGAUAUGUAGUAGAGGAGACCAAGUUUGCUCCUUUUCCAUGAUAAACUUGGAGGAUUGAACUCGCUUAUUUGCUUUUGGUUGUCGAGCUACCAAACUGGCCUUUAGAAUUUUGGGUUUUGAUUAUUUUGGAAUUUUUUAAUUCUAUGAUUGUUACCUGAAAAAGGAAAUUAUAUCUUUCAUUAUUGUAAAUUAUUACCAAUAACAAAUCCCGUGGCAAAGUGUGGGUGCCAUUCCUAGUAUAUACUGAUGCUUCUCUGCUGUCGGUCGAAACUCCCACUCCCAGUCUCAAGACUCUCCCCGUCUUCCUCUGUCCCGAGCUUGAUUCUGCCUUCCAGCCUUCCAGGCUCCAGCCGUGAGUCCCGGCAGUCCGCCUGAGCCACCUCCUCCGCCACCGAGCCACCUCCACUGCGAGUCUGCGUCUCUGCGACUCCUUCAAUCCCUGAGUCUCUGUCUAAUUUAUUUUGAGGAAAAGCCAGAGAAAAUGCCACUGGGGCUAAUAAUGGGGCUAGGAAGGGCAUUUCGUCGAAAGCGAACGGCAUCCCUUGACAUUCUUUCCCCCAAACGAGCCCCAAGGAACUUUUACAAGGGGAAGAACUGCAAGCCCACUGGUUUCCACACCCGAAAAGGUGGAUAUGUUGUGGUGCAGGACAAACUACCCAACUAUGUAGUCCCUGAUUUAGCUGACUUCAAGCUCAAACCAUAUGUAUCUCAGUGCCCCAAAGAGGUCAAGACUGCAGAGUCAGACGAAUCAACUAAAUAGGCAAAUGAGUGGCAAUUAUCUGAUCUUUCCUUUAUUGUUGUAAUAGAAAAUUAAGCUAGUCAUAUUCAUGGAUUUUGUUUUAGUUUAGUUUUUUUUUUUUUUUUAUCUUAACUGUACAAGAUUAGUGGGUCUGAUCAAUGUAGACGUUCUUGCUUGGAGGUGUGAGCCUCGAGACUUUUCAAGUAAUAAGCUUCCUUGGUUUAAGCAUUGCUUGAUAUUUAUUCAAUUAGAAGAUAACCGGACUCAUUUGUACUGUAAAA